CGGAGCUGUCAAUCAGCCGCGGUGCUGCUGCAGGACUUGCAGUGUUUGUGGAGACGGAGACUGAGGCAAACGCUUUAAAGAUGGCUUCAGCUACAGACCCACGUUUUGGGCAGAAGGAGUCCUCGGAUCAGAAUUUUGAUUACAUGUUCAAGAUUCUGAUCAUCGGCAACAGCAGUGUUGGGAAAACAUCGUUCUUAUUCCGAUAUGCUGACGAUUCUUUUACUCCAGCAUUCGUCAGUACGGUUGGGAUCGACUUCAAAGUGAAGACAAUUUAUAGGAAUGAAAAGCGGAUCAAGCUUCAGAUCUGGGACACAGCCGGUCAGGAGCGGUAUCGAACCAUCACCACAGCUUACUACCGUGGCGCCAUGGGCUUCAUCUUGAUGUAUGACAUCACCAACGAAGAAUCCUUUAAUGCUGUCCAGGACUGGUCAACACAGAUUAAGACUUACUCAUGGGACAAUGCUCAGGUCUUGCUGGUUGGGAACAAAUGUGACAUGGAAGACGAACGUGUGGUACUAGCAGAAGGAGGAAAACAGUUGGCUGAUCAUCUAGGAUUUGAGUUUUUCGAAGCCAGCGCAAAAGACAACAUCAACGUCAAGCAAACGUUUGAGCGCCUGGUGGACAUCAUCUGCGAGAAGAUGUCAGAGAGCUUGGACGCGGCUGACCCUGCAGUCACCGGGGUGAAGCAAGGUACACAGCUGAAUGAGCAGCCUGCCCCACCACAUCAGGACUGCGGCUGCUAAAUAUCUCCCAGGAAACAGUCCCAACACCUCCUUUAUUUAUUUUUCCCUCUCUCUCUCUCUUUCUCACUCUUUCUCUCCCCUCCCUCCUUCAUGUCCUGCCCUCCUACUACUCCCUUCAAAUACAAGGCAGACAAGCCGGCUCCCCUGUGGACAAAGCUGCCAGCAGGCCUGAGAAUGCCUCCCUCCCAAAGCGAUGCCUGGGGUAGGGUGCUGUGUGGUCAGGAUACGCAGGUCAUGGAGGGUAUAAAACAAAGCCAGACCAUUGACACAUUACUCACCCCCAACUUCCCAGUUCCCCGUAACGGUGACGCCCAGUAUGGCAUUUGUGACAAUCAUCCUUUGGUUGACAUGCAGUUGGUCUGAUAGCCUCUGCUUCGCCACCCGUCCCUGGGUUAGUUCCUGUAAUUAUUUCCACCUGAGCAGGGAGCUUCGGUACUUUUGCGGUGAAAACUUGACCUUUAGGUUUAUAUGUGAAUUAUUCCCAUGUGAAAAUAUUAGUUCUUGUGCCAUCUCUGAUACAGCUUACAAAAGUGAGUGUGUGUGUGUGGGUAUAUCUCUCUCUCUCUCUCUCUCUCUCUCACUUAUUUUCAGAUGUGCACACACACGCACAUGGAAAUAUUCCAAUUAUCCACUCUGGUUGUGAGGGUCUUGAAGGUACUGAGGGAGUGGGGUCUGCACUGUUGACUCUGCAGUGAUCACACAGGCCUUUGUACCACAGUAUCGCGAGGCUCACUCUGACCGUUCCCUCAGUUUACGUGCAUCCUGACUGUUAUCCUUUGAAUUAGCGAACCUAGGUGCCACUUUUGCCAGCCAAAGCCACAUUGCAGUUCCCCAUGUGUCUGCACAGGCCUCCUCACGGAAUAUCAACAAGGCCCAGUAAGAUGCUGCAAGCAAGCUCUGGGGCUCAUUUCCAGAUGAAUAGAGAGGGAAGAGAUGUUGUACUAAACUGGUUAAACCAUACUCAAAGCAGCAAACAAUACUAGACUCCGUAACACACACAAGUUCUGGAGGAGCUACGAAAAGAAUCGUCAGGGUAUACGGAAAGAAGUUGUGCAAGAUGCAAUUUCAUUCUUUGGUAAGGAGGUGAAUGUAUGACAGGUAUUUAGGAUGAACAAAAGGCUUUGGCAGGUAGAAAUGUUGCUUCUCCAUGUUAGAUGAUGGAGCCAGGAUCCAUUCAUCUAAGAUGGUUGUUAGGAAUUUCUUUACUCGGAGAAUAAGGACAAUGUGGAGCUCACCCUGACGGAGAAGAGUUCAAGUGAACACCAGAGAAGGGUUUAAGGGGAAGCUGGUAGAACACAUAUGGGAGAGAGGAAUUGAAGGGAAUGGUAUUAAGAAGUGAGCCUUGAGAUAUAUAACUGUUCCCUCACUCAGAAGGUAAUGAAGCUAUGAAAUUUGCUAUACCCCAGAAUUAUGAAGGUUAGAUCAUUAGAGCUAUUUUAUAUGGAGGUAGAUAGCUCAGCGGUUUGAGAGUCAUGGGGAGCUGGUGCAGAGGAGAAGGCGGGGCUUGGGGUAGAUCAGCCCUGAUCAUAUAGAAUGGAGGGGCUAGCUUGAGGGGGCCAGGCAGAUUUAAGAUGGCCUCUGCAUCCUAUUGCCUUUUGUGACUUAGAGGUGAAGUGACCGGCCAGGCUGAUGCUUGGCCUUCAUCCUCUUGUUCUUGGAAAGCGCAGAGUGGUUUCAGAAUCUGGGCUUCACCGGUAAAAGCAAAUCUUUAAAAGUUGCCACCUGUAAAAGGGACGAUGGAAUCAGAUUGGCUUAAAAACCCAGGAGAGAAUGGAUGUGACAGGAUAAUAAAGAAUCAAUGGGCAGAGCUUCAAAAUAAAGGGACUUCCCUUUAGAACUGAGAUGAGGAAUUUCUUCAGCCAGAAGGUGGUGAAUUUGUGGAAUUUGUUACCACACGAGACUCUGUAGGCCAUGACAUUGGCUGUACUUAAGGAAAGAUACCAGCCAUGAUUGAAUGGUGGUGCAGAUGUGAUAGUCUAGUUCUGCUCCUAUAUCUUAUGGUCUUAUCUUAAACCAGCUGAUUAUUGUCCUCUGGGUAAGCAAACCGCACAGGGUCUAUACAUAACUACAGUUGCUCGCAAACAGUGAUUGCAUCGAACUGCCCUCGAAUGUGACUAAGCAAGUACUUGUUAUAUCAAACUACCUCAUAGCCAGGUGGGAGGACAGACUGCAGCAGCUUAAGAAUGGCAUGGCUCACCAGAGCCUUCUCAGGGUAAUGGGGCAUGGGCAACAAAAAGCCACUCCUGUUGGUGGCAGCCACCGCGUUCUGAGCAGGUUGAACCACUUCGCAAUUUACUGCUGAUUAGCGCCCUCAUGUCGUCGAGAGGUCCAGAAAUAGCCCGCUCCACUACCAGAACUGUUGAUAUUUGUUCCGAUAUAAUUUAUCAAUAAAUCACGGAAGUAGCUGUCCCAGCAAAAAGGUGCUUCAGCUCAUGUUUGUAGCACACACCUAGGAUCUGUGCUGCAGGAAUUUGCCAGGGGUAGUUGGACAGCACCUGACGAACCUGAAAUCCUGAUGUCUCGAGGGACAAGGACAGCAGGCGAAUGGAACAUCAGCACUUGCACAUUCUCUGCAAGUCAUAGGGCAUCCUGACUUAGAAAUUUAUCGCUGCUUCUGCAGUCUUGCUAAGUCUAAGUCUUGGAACUCUUUAUUAAUAACCCUGGGAAUACAUUGAUCAGAAGAACUGCCGCAGUCCAUGAAGGAGGCUCACCGCCGCUUUGAUGGGAACAUUUAGCGAGGCUCAGUGACUGCCGGACUUCACCAGCAUCACAUCACUGAAGUGAAAAAAAGCCUCAGGCCUCCAAUAGCUAGAGACAAUUAAAAAAAAAGUAUAAGGAGAUCAUUUUCAUUUAUUCAAUAAUAAAUGAGGACCACAGUGAAACAAAAAAUGUUAGAGAUAUUCAAUUGGGCAGAAAGUCAUCUGUGGAGUGGGCAUGCUGACUGAAUGAGUACUGCUGUGAUAGUGUCGUGGUUACAUUAUCGGAUGAAUCCGUCUCCAUGGGUGUAAUAAUUACUUGUCACAAUCUCAGCUUUGUUUUUGCCGGUAGUGCCCCGUGCAUCCCUCACGGUACACGGCUGUGGUUUCCGAUGUGGGUGAUGAUGUUGAAGCUGAUGGAGUCAAUCUCGCCUUUGCUUUGACUCCAUAGCUUGGAAGCCAAGAUGGCAUUGUCAAGCAGUCGAGUUUCUCCCUGGCACUGCUGAUAUCCAGAUCUUCAACCCCUCCUACCAUCCACUUCCCAGUUCCUCUGUUCUCUUUUGUUCUAAAUUCCUCUUUUUGUUCUGUGGCUGUGAAUGCUAGAGUCAAUUUUUCACCAUUCUGAGGGCAGUAUCAACCCUAACCGGACCCUACCUGUACCCGCCCAGAUCUCACGGCUAUUGCCUCUCACUUUGCCACCCUCUCCAUCUCAGCCCUCAUCUGACUGAAGGCCUGGGCAUGGGUCUAGAUCCUGGAAAUGCCUACUGGGCAGCACUAUGGGAGCAAAUUCAUCUCACGGGGAGCAGCCGUUCAAGAAAGCAGCUCACAAUCACCUUACAGGCAGUAAGGGAUGGAACCAGAAAGCUCUAACAAUGGUUGCCUCCACUGAAGUGGCAAAAUCAUCCAGUUUAUUCACACCAUCUGGGGAAAGACCUCGAGACUGACCUUGCCCGGUUUAGACCCACGUGUCUUACACUGAUAGGGGGAUGAGUUCAGAAAGGAGGAGGUUUCCUGCCACUUGAGGGUGAUCAGGCAUUAAAUGGUGGCCUGUAGCCAUUAUCCACCUCCCGAGAGUGAGCCUUCUAACAAGGCAUAAUAACCCUCUCGCCUGGCAGUCUAUGAUUGACCAAUUUUUACCUGUGGUUAUGGGGGACGAAUGCAAGGAGGUGUCUAGCAUGCCACAACUUGCAAAAAAAGAUUAGGGAAAAUAGACCUAAAACCCAAUAUACACUAUAAUGUGGUAAUCCUUCUUGUAUAUAAGUGUAAAUAGCCAGGAUAUUGGUUCGUGUGAAUUUGUGUAGUUAUGGUCUUAAUGUCUCUGAAAAAUGUUGCAGAGUUCUAACAGCUUGUUGUAGCUUAAGGUAUUUUUACCUCUCUCUGUACUUCUCAUUUCUUAAUAAACCACUCCCCCCAACUUUAUUGAAGAGCAAUAUAGACAUUUUGAAAUGGACUUUAUGUAAAAGUGUGCCUGUGUGUAUGUUGAAAAAAAAAUCAAUCUUCCAGCAACCCCGAAUGAAUAUUUUUGUUCCGCUCCAUAGAGAUAGGAUUUGUAUUGUUGUUAAGACACCUAACAUUUUCAUACUCAUAGGAGCCCUCCACACUUUUUUUUAAUUUAAAACGUUGUCUAUGAAAGCAUUUCUAGGUCAAGUUCAUAAAUUCAGAAUUGCUUAUGCAGAGAAAGGCUGGGUGUCCAGUCCUAGUGGACAGUAUCAAGGCCUGAUUUCAUGGUACAAGACAAGUAAUCUCACAGCAAUGAGGAGUUAGGCUAUGAUGAUAUUGUGAUGUGACGUGAAGCCCUUUGCAAUGCGCUGGCACAGGGAGGGAAGUGUGACUGUUGAAUGGGAGAAAGAAGCUGGUUGCUUCUCAUUAAUUUUCAAUUCUCUAUUUUGGAUUUCUGCGUAUGUCAAGGAGUUGGAUUGGAGGUCUUCCACUCCAAAGACUGUUAAAUAAUUAGUCUGUAUCUAACCUCUGCUCUCACUGUCCUACCAGUGUUUGGUGGGACAAUGUAGAGAGGGACUUAGUUCUGUAUCUAACCAGUGCUGUGCCUGGUAUACAUGGGCUGUCUAUUCACAAUGCCAGCACCACUGAUACACUGAAAAUGUACUACCUUGACAAUUGCCCUGGGCAUAUUUAACAGCUCACUGGUUGUGUGUUUGGCAACGACUGUGACCGAAAUCACUCUCCAUCAGUGCGGGUCAGCUAAAUCAGUGCAGCCUGUGAUCCCAAACUCUUUCAGCCUUUGUCCCUAAGAACAUGGUUCCAAUUCAUUAUCAACAUGAGAAAUCUCCUUGCAGCUUUAGCUGGCUGAAUUGCAGAUGGCAAAUAAUCCUGGAACCAGCUCCUCCCAACAUACUUCCAACAAUUCAUUGCUGCUAUGCAGGCCCAAUAACAUUUGUUAAUUGAGUAUGACCUGAAGGGCAGUGUUGCUGAUUAACAUAUCUGCAAAUUAUAUCUGGUGAAGGGGAAAAUGGGCAAAUUGGAGCAAGUUGUGCCAAUAUGUCUAUGUUAUUAUCAACUUCUUAAUUGCUGUCCCCUCCAACUUCGACCGUUGUGGAUUUUAUGCCUCAUUUGAGGAGAGAAUGGUUUAGAUGGACAGAAGAUAAUUGGCUUCAUGGGACAAGGCACUUGAUGGGAAGUGAGUGGUCACAUUUAGUAAUGGAGGGGUGAGGAGUUUUCUUUGGUCCAUGUUUGGGAUUGGGAAGUGUUGCUAUUAUUCUUUCUACUGGUAGAUUUAAGGAAGGGAGAGAAUAUAUGAUAGGUAAGAAUGUCCAUGAGCUGUGGGAGGAGGAUGGGACAGUCCAUGAUGGAGAUGAUGUACAUGGGCUGUGGGAGAAAAAUGAGUGGACAGGUACAGUCCAUGAUAGGGACAAUGACCAUGGGUUUUGGGUGAUAGGGCUGAGUCUCCAUAGGCUAAAGCAGAUGUAGAGAUUGGAUUGUUUCUGAUGAGCUCAUGAUUGACGUGAAGGCCCGGCUCUGCUCAUACCCAUCCACCCCACCACAACCCAACUCUCAUCUAAUAUUAAACAUGGAAUAAAGGAGACGAUUUUGCAGAAAACAUCCAUGUAUCUAUCUGGAUUUUUGAGAAGGGAGGAGAGCAGUAUGUUUGGUGGGCUGUGAGCAUUCAGGAUUUAGGUCUGUUGCCAUGGUAUGAUGGAAGGAAUUCUGUUUCUUUCCUACUUGGUCUAGAGCUGCUUGAGAUCUUUGAUGUGUGUAAAGUACAAACUGCUCCCUUUUGCUGGUCAGCUCUCAAACCUAGUUCAGGGAACAAUCCUGAUCACAAAAACACCUUGAGAAACUUAAAGCUCUUAACACAGAUACAGCCAGUUGUGACGGUUUCUUCUCAAUCACCUGAUCUUUUCUUGAAAUCAUAUUUCUGCUUAGUGAGAAAAAACAUCGCUGUAGAAAUCUGCAGACCGUCUCCCUCCCCGUUCUCAGUUGUGAAAUGUGCUAGUUCUCCAAAAUAUGGACUUUCUGUGGGUGUUGGUCAAUAUCAAAGAUUUACUUCAAAGAAACAAAAAGUCAAGAAAAUAUAUUUAAAGUGUCAAAAACCUAGGCUAUGAAUGAUUCUCAGUUUAUGUAUUAAGAACUUCUGUUGUGUAAAAUAUUAAAAAUUCACUAAAAUUAUCUUAAACUAAUGUGUCUUGUCUUGUGUUCCAAAAAGAAUCUUUGAUCAUUUAACGCUAGAGAGAAAUCAUCUUCUGAGGGAAGGAGAUAAGGUUUUGAGUUUCGGAAUCAAGAGUCAGGUUUUGUGCUUUGAUGUUGGUAGUAUAAAGUGGGACCAUUCUCAAUGGGAUGGUAGAAUAUCAGAUUCUAAAUCUGUUCCUACAUAUCAGAGGAGGCUGCUACAAAUAUUUUGAAUGCUACAAGGGAUGUCAGCUCAAAUUUCCUCCAUCGGGGAAAGCUAGAGGAGUGCGAGGCCAGCAGUAGGUUCCGAGUUGUGGGGAUGUGAACUCUGGACACAAGAGUCCUCAAUCUCCUUGUGAGGCCCUGAGGAAUAUCUUUGUUUUGCAUUGUGCUGUCUGCUCACCACGUUAGAUGGGGGUAAAGAGGUGUGUCGAUGCCAGGUGAUGUGGGCAUGGGAUAAAAUGGUACAGAAGCACUGGCUGAGGUGGGCAAGGGUUAUAUCAGAAGGAACAGCAUUGGAUGAAGAAGUGGGGUCAGCACUGGAUGAGAUGGUGUCAAAGGUAACAGGAAAUACAUUUUUCCAAAUAACAAGCGCUUGAAGACAACCAGAGCUGAUUGGGCCUGGCCUACCAUUCAAUUGUUCUUCCUCUACCAUAAAUCCAGAGAUCAUUGUGUUGCGUUGGGCCCCAGCGGUCUGUCGGUGUUUGCAUUGAAUGCAUUCAACAAUUAAGAACUUGUAUUCCUUCAAAGAUUCAUGGGCCCUGGCAGAAUUCCUUCUCAUCUCUUCCUUGACUGUCCAAGAACCUUUGGUUUCAGACUCUCCAGACCGAGGGAAGGGAGAGCCUUUCAUCAUCACAUUCAUGUUUAGAUGUGUGUCUCAAUGACAUCAGAACGUGCGCCGAAACAAAACGGAAAUAAACCAAGAGCCCGAGUUCAGAAACCAAAUUCAUCAUCAAACACAGAGCCAAAACGUCAGCUAGUCGGCGUUGGAGAAGGGUGACUGACAAAGGAAAGCAGAUUACAA
Messenger RNA from Hypanus sabinus (Atlantic stingray), 8087 nucleotides. RefSeq names its product ras-related protein Rab-3A. Gene Ontology annotation, cellular component: synaptic vesicle membrane; synaptic vesicle; plasma membrane. Gene Ontology annotation, molecular function: GTP binding; GTPase activity. The transcript has 5 exons. Gene Ontology annotation, biological process: maintenance of presynaptic active zone structure; axonogenesis; regulation of exocytosis. The record is from RefSeq and is a predicted model, not a curated record. The coding region runs from base 81 to 743 and encodes 220 amino acids. Lineage: Eukaryota; Metazoa; Chordata; Chondrichthyes; Myliobatiformes; Dasyatidae.